AUGAAAAAAGUGGAGGACUUCGCAUCAUCUCAGGCGGUCAGCAACAUCAGCCACCUUGAGACUGCAGAGGACAACGACUCAAGUCUGCCUUCUGCAGAAGAAAGCACGCAGGAGUACAAGCUCACCGGCGCGUCUCUCAAGGAAAGCGCUGAGGUCGGCAUUUUGGAGACGGAAUACAGCGAGUUGGCCCUGAAAGAGCUGAAGUUUGAGGAGGAAAGUGCAGACAAGAAGCUCAUCAUGAGCCUCGAGCAGAAGGUGAAACUCCUCACUGCUGCACUGAGUGGAGAGAGGAAGGCGCGCGACCUCGAGGUGACCUCCUUGAAGAGGGCUCACGACAGGGACACGCAGCAAUACCACAUUGAAGCCGAAGCUGAGAAAGCCGAAGCAGUGGCACUUGCAGUCAAGACCGCUGUAGCCCAGCGCAGGGUCGAAGAGCAAGAGAGGAAGCAGGCAGCUUUGGACAGGCAGAAAGACUACUACGAGAAGGAGCUGGCCAAGUUCUCUGGCAAGACCAAAUCCAGCAGCCGCGCCUCUUCCAGCCGUGUGGCCUAA
This is a messenger RNA of Ceraceosorus bombacis, 552 nucleotides long. Lineage: Eukaryota; Fungi; Basidiomycota; Exobasidiomycetes; Ceraceosorales; Ceraceosoraceae. The record is from the annotation of a GenBank genome assembly.